GAGGAUUAACAUCUCAUUUACAACCUUUAAAUGUUUUAAUCAAUAAGUCAUUUAAAGUAAAGAUGCGAAAAAAUUAUAAUGAUUGGAUAUCUGAAUCUGUAAAAGAGUUAACACCUGCUGGUAGAAUUAAAAGACUAUCCUAUAAACUGUUGUAA
Molecule: messenger RNA, 155 nt
Organism: Funneliformis geosporum
Lineage: Eukaryota; Fungi; Glomeromycota; Glomeromycetes; Glomerales; Glomeraceae
Source: the annotation of a GenBank genome assembly